Caenorhabditis remanei is the source of this 450-nucleotide messenger RNA. RefSeq lists its product as uncharacterized. The record is from RefSeq and is a predicted model, not a curated record. Bases 1 to 450 code for a protein of 149 amino acids. NCBI's taxonomy places the organism in Eukaryota, Metazoa, Nematoda, Chromadorea, Rhabditida, Rhabditidae. The transcript has 3 exons.
AUGAGCAGCAGCAGAGUUCUGGUCAUUUUGUGCCACGUGGCACUCAUUAUUUGUGGGGUCGCCGGUGCUCCAACGGGUCGAAAGCAAACAAUCAUUUCGGUGAAGUGUGGAGAAAGGCCGGUGGCACACGCGACUGUUCAUUUCAUUGAGUAUGAAAAAGAACUCUCCAUUUACAAGUCAUCGAAUCACAACAAAAUCGACUUGAAUCACAAAACACUAACCGAUGAGCACGGGCAUUACCACUUCAAAAAUGACAAAGUUCUGGGCGAUUUGAGCACGAAGUAUAUCCGAGUCCAGGUUAAAGACUCGUGUUUGGUGGAUACCGUUCAAACUAAAUGCAAUCUACCGUACAACAUCUUCGAAGUCACCCUAGCUGAAAUUCCAUCAAUCAGUCCUCAUCAACUUCUACUUGAUCUCACGCAAUGGGACUUCACCUCCAGUUGCAUUUGA